AUGGCCCUCCAGGCUCGCACCUCAUACCGCUUCAGCACCUACAGCAUGGCCGCGCCGUCGGUCGCCAUGUCUGUCCAAACCAACGACUCGCAGCACGCCGAAAUCCGCGAGAUCGCCACCGGCCUGGACCGCAUGGAGAACAAGGCCCUGACCUCGCAGCGCGUCACCCUGUCCGAGGAGAAGUACGAGAAGAUGAGCAAGCUGGCCCUCGGCGCCAAGCUGGAGCGCGCCCUCGACCGGCGCAUGAGCGGCCAGGACGCCGUCAUGCGACCCCGGAGGAAGACGACGUCCGCGGUUGAGAAGAGCUUCAGCGAGAAGGCGCAGUAG
Messenger RNA from Trichoderma reesei QM6a, 327 nucleotides. RefSeq lists its product as uncharacterized. The transcript has a single exon. Bases 1 to 327 code for a protein of 108 amino acids. The record is from RefSeq and is a predicted model, not a curated record. Lineage: Eukaryota; Fungi; Ascomycota; Sordariomycetes; Hypocreales; Hypocreaceae.